This is a messenger RNA of Prorocentrum cordatum, 561 nucleotides long. Lineage: Eukaryota; Dinophyceae; Prorocentrales; Prorocentraceae. The record is from the annotation of a GenBank genome assembly.
AUGCGCUGGCUGGUCUCGGCGAUGGCGCCCAAGGGCGUGGCAAAGGCCAAGGGCAAGGGCAAAGGCAAGGGCAAGGGCAGGGGCAAGGACAAGGCCAAGCCCAAGGCAGCGGCGGUUGGCGGAGGGCUCGGCCGCGGCGCGCUGGCCCUGGCUGCGGGUGCCCGCGGGCGCGGCGGCCGUGGGCGUGGCGGACGCGCCCGAGGCGGAGCCCGCGGUGGCGCUCUGCCUGGAGGUCGUGCCGCCGGCGGAGGUGCUGGAGGCGGCGCGGCUGGGCUGGCGGCGGUGUCGGCUUCCCGCCCGCUGCGCUCCCUGCCGCCGCGGCGCCACCUCCCGGCGCCGUGGCGGCGCCUGGCGGCGCGGCUCCUGGGGCAGCUGGCGGGCUGCGGGCUGGCGCGCCUCCCCCAGGCGGGCUGGGCGCCGCGCUCGUGGGGGCGAUCGCGGCUGGCGGCGGGCGAGACGCUGGCGUGGCUGGCGGCCCGCCCCCAGCGGUGGCGGCCGCCGUGGGGCCCGCCGUCUUGCCACCCUCGGCCUUGCAGUCCGCCCGCGACAAAUCUGCAAUAG